GGGGAGUGCCAUUUUUGUUCUUUCCCUUUUUUACCUGUUUAACUUUUUGUACUUCUUUAAAAGUCCUCGAACAGUAUACACAUCAUGUCGAAGCGAGAAGCCAAAGAAAACUACUUCCUCCGUUUGAAGGAAUACUUGGAUACCUACAAGUCCAUCUUCAUUGUCAAUGUCGAUAAUGUCAGCUCCAACCAAAUGCACCAAAUCCGUCACUCUCUCCGUGGUGAAGGUGUUGUCCUUAUGGGUAAGAACACCAUGGUUCGUCGUGCUUUGAAGACCUUCGUUGCUGAACGUCCCGAAUUCGAACGUCUUUUGCCUCAUGUCCGUGGUAACAUUGGUUUCGUCUUCACCAAUGGUGACUUGAAGGAAGUCCGUGAAAAGAUUCUUUCCAACCGUGUUGCUGCUCCUGCUCGUGCCAACGCUGUUGCUCCUGCUGAUGUGAUUGUGCCUGGUGGUAACACUGGUAUGGAACCCGGUAAGACUUCUUUCUUCCAAGCUCUCGGUAUCCCUACCAAGAUUUCUCGUGGUACCAUUGAAAUUGUUUCCGAUGUCAACUUGGUUCAAGCUGGUGAAAAGGUUGGUCCUUCCGAAGCUGCUUUGUUGAACAUGUUGGGUAUCUCUCCUUUCACCUACGGUAUGGCUGUUGUCCAAGUUUAUGAUGAAGGUUCUACUUUCUCCUCUGAAGUCUUGGAUGUUGGUGAAGAACAAUUGGUUGCUAACCUUUUGGCUGCUAUCCGUCAAGUUGCUUCCAUCUCUUUGGCUGUUGGUUACCCUACCUUGGCUUCCGUUCCUCACUCUCUUAUCAACGGUUACAAGAACUUGUUGGCUGUCUCUGUUGCUUCCGACUACACUUUCCCUGGUUCUGAAAAGAUGAAGGAAUACCUCGAAAACCCUGAAGCUUUCGCUGUUGCUACUCCUGUUGCCGCUACUGGCGGUGCUGAAGCUGCUGCUGAAGAAGCUGCUCCUGAAGAAGAAGAAUCUGAAGAUGAAGACAUGGGCUUUGGUCUCUUUGACUAAACUUAAUUGAUUCAGCUUAGAUAUUAGUAUUACUAUUUUUUCUUCCAACUGAAUAAUAAUAAAAAAAAAAAGAAGAAAGAAUUGAUUCUUUUUUUUGUUACAAUU
Messenger RNA from Halteromyces radiatus, 1119 nucleotides. RefSeq names its product ribosomal protein L10-domain-containing protein. Gene Ontology annotation, biological process: ribosome biogenesis; cytoplasmic translation; ribosomal large subunit assembly. Gene Ontology annotation, molecular function: large ribosomal subunit rRNA binding; structural constituent of ribosome. The record is from RefSeq and is a predicted model, not a curated record. The transcript is spliced from 4 exons. Bases 85 to 1014 code for a protein of 309 amino acids. Gene Ontology annotation, cellular component: cytosolic large ribosomal subunit. Lineage: Eukaryota; Fungi; Mucoromycota; Mucoromycetes; Mucorales; Cunninghamellaceae.